GCGGCGCCACCUCCUGACUACGCAUCCGCUCAUCUUUAUCUACAUGGCGAGAGUUUCAUCACUGUAAUUCUCCGAAAUAAAAAAUUUCAACAUCAAUAGCAAGUUUUUUUUUUACAUACUGGUGUCAACAUCAAAUAACCUCAAAUAUAUAAAAAUGUCAUCGGGAAUAAUAAAGCUGGGAAGAACUAUCCGGCACUUGGGACUGACUUGUCGCUAUGCAUCUACGUCAAGUGCAGAUCACGAUACGUACGAUUUGGUGGUGGUCGGGGGUGGAAUAGUCGGAUGCGCUACGGCACGUGAAAUGCUCGAAAGACAUCCUAAUAUGAAAAUAGUUAUCGUUGAAAAGGAAAAUAAACUGGCGAUGCAUCAAACUGGGCACAACAGCGGAGUUAUUCAUGCCGGAAUUUAUUACACUCCCGGUAGUAUCAAGGCGAAAUUAUGCGUAGAAGGAUUAAAACUGUCUUACGAUUAUUUCGGCAAGCAUAAUAUUCCGUAUAAAAAGGUUGGAAAGCUUAUUGUAGCUCAGGAUCAGGAUCAGGCUAAGAGGAUUGACGAUUUAUACCAAAGAGGCUUGAAAAACAACGUACCGGAGCUUAAAUUAAUUGAAAGAAAUGAUAUAUGCAAAUUUGAACCCAAGUGCAAGGGAGAAAAAGCAAUAUGGUCACCAUGGACUGGAAUCGUCGACUGGGGAGACGUGUGUCGUUAUUUUGCUUCCCAGUUUGAAAAGAUGGGUGGCAAAAUUAUUUUAAAUUAUGAAGUUACAGGCUUCGCUGAGAAUGCCGAGUCUCAAGAUCACAAAAAACUUCUCCCUAUUUGCGUGAUGUCUAAAAAUAAAAUGAUACACACAAAAUACGUGCUAACUUGCGCGGGCUUACACUCCGAUCGGCUGGCAGUAAUGACUGGGUGCGACUUGAGUCCUAGAAUAAUUCCAUUCCGCGGUGAAUAUCUUCUGCUAGAUGAAAAUAAGAAGUACCUGUGUAAAACAAAUAUCUAUCCAGUGCCAGAUCCAAGUCUUCCGUUCCUUGGCGUUCAUUUUACUCCAAGAAUCAACGGUGACAUUUGGCUGGGUCCCAAUGCUGUGUUGGCUCUCGCUAGAGAAGGAUACAGCUGGACUGAUAUAAACAUAAGAGACUGUAUUGAGAUGGCCAAAUCUCCAGGACUUUACAAACUCUGCUUUCGGUAUAUUGUUCCUGGAUGUAUGGAAAUAGUUAAGUCGCUCUUUUACUCACUGGCUGUCAAGGACUUGCAGAAAUUUAUUCCGGAGCUCACGCGCAAUGAUAUUAAAAAAGGACCUGCUGGUGUAAGAGCCCAAGCAAUGGACGACGAUGGUAAGCUAGUCGACGACUUUGUAUUUGACAAUGGAGUUGGAAGUCUCGGUAGCCGAGUACUCCACUGUCGAAACGCGCCAUCACCAGCUGCUACAAGUAGCAUGGCCAUCGCUAAAUAUAUUUGCAAUAAACUAGAAAAAGACUUUAAAUUCUAGCAUUAAUAAAUAAUUAUAAGAGGCGAAAAAAAAAAUGACUUAUUUUUUAUAAAUAAAAAGAUAAUAUAUUUUAUAAA
Molecule: messenger RNA, 1560 nt
Organism: Cotesia glomerata
Lineage: Eukaryota; Metazoa; Arthropoda; Insecta; Hymenoptera; Braconidae
Gene: L2HGDH
Product: L-2-hydroxyglutarate dehydrogenase, mitochondrial
Exons: 8
Coding region: 155-1483 (442 amino acids)
Molecular function (GO): (S)-2-hydroxyglutarate dehydrogenase activity; (S)-2-hydroxy-acid oxidase activity
Source: RefSeq, a predicted model, not a curated record